Stylonychia lemnae is the source of this 1281-nucleotide messenger RNA. The record is from the annotation of a GenBank genome assembly. Lineage: Eukaryota; Ciliophora; Spirotrichea; Sporadotrichida; Oxytrichidae.
AUGGACAACGACGACUAUGAUCUUUUAGGGAAAUGUAGAAAAAUACUUCAAGAUCUAUUAGACGAAGAUAGCAAAUAUGAUAAUCUUAUGCAUGAGGAAGAAAUAGACUAAGUGCGAUUGAACAUUCUCAAAGAUGACUUGAAUGCAUUUAGCACAAUUAAUCAUAAUAGCGCAAAGAAUAUCAACUCAGAGAAGUCUUCAAGAAUAAGGCAAAUAAAUUCAAAUAACUCACCGAACAUUAACGAAAGCGCUUAAAAUUCUCAAUACAGUAGCUAAAAUGGUAAUGAGCCAAUAGUAAAAUUAAAGAACUUAAAUAAUUUGAAUAACGAUAUGUUUUAUCUCCUAGAUUAAAACUAGCAAAACUUAAAAAGUUUGAACUUUAAUGGACAGCAAUCUUACAAUCAGAGUAAGAUUCCACAAAUAAGGCAGAUUCCAUAAAAAGAAAAGCGUAAAGGCUAGCCUAAUUAGAGAAACAAGAAGAGUGCAAGGUCCCAAUCAAUUAGGAAAAUUCAAUAAUUGAAAACGAAAUACAUGAACAUCAAAACUAUUCUUGAUUAAAAUGAUAAGACUAAAAGGUUUGAAGAUUUAUAUCAGAAAAAUACAUAGUCAAGCAUAAGAAAACAAAAGGAUUAUUAGGAUAAUUAUCAGAGCAGUGUUGAUCAUUUAUUUACCUUCAAACCUCAAAUUGAUCCCGUUUCCAAUAUUAUUGCUUAAAAUUCUAUGCAUGAUGAAUCUACUUUAAAUAAAAGUAGUAGCAGUUUUCAACAUAGUUUAUAUCUCAAAGGUUUGACCCUGAUAGAGUAAAAGUAGUAGAAAAUAGAUAACUUAAAAACUAUCAAAGAGAGAUAAUUAAAAUAAGAGUGCACCUUUUAACCAAACUUUCAUAAAAUCAAAGGCAGAAAUACUCAGCGAUUCAAUUAUUUAACGAGAGAUGAAGAGAGGUCAAUAGAUAAUUUAUAUGAAAGAGGCCUUAAAUUUGUAGAGGACAAGAGACAAAGAAUUGUAAUGGAAAAGAAAAAAUUGUAAAACUAAUCAAUGAUAGAAUGUUCCUUCAAACCAAAGCUUUAAUUAAGUUAAAAUCAAUCUCCUGUCAGAAAGUUUAGGAAAGCAGUAAAACAUAUUCAAAAAGAUAAAAAUUUCAAGCUAGAAUCAUCUGUACUUGAGGAAAGAAGUGUGCGCUAGUUUCUAAUAAGGCAAGAAAAAGCCAAGGAAUUGGAGGAGAUUAAGUAAAAAGAAUUGAAUAAAGUAAACGGCUCCAAAUGGAAAAGAGCUUGUGGCUGA